Messenger RNA from Naegleria lovaniensis, 2049 nucleotides. RefSeq lists its product as uncharacterized. NCBI's taxonomy places the organism in Eukaryota, Heterolobosea, Eutetramitea, Acrasida, Naegleriidae. The record is from RefSeq and is a predicted model, not a curated record. Bases 1 to 2049 code for a protein of 682 amino acids. The transcript has 2 exons.
AUGAUUAUUCACGAUGAUUUAUACGAAUGGUUGAAUUUAAAUUAUAAAAAGGAACGCAAGGAAGAGAGAAACCAUCAUGAAUUUGAAAAUCAAUGGAUUGUCGUGAAUGAUGAGGAUGAUAAAUUGUCCAACAUGAUAUCAAAAAAUUCCAAAGUUGAAGAAAUUGAUGAAGGAAAAUUAAUGGAUAUUACAAAAGAUGGUAGAGAAUUUCAAUGCUUGUCAUUGAAGUGCAAUAGGACCGGAUUUGAGGUGAAUGUAAACCUGUUUAAAUAUUGUGCCUUUAGAAAGAGGUUAGAACAAAACUGGUUACAAGCCUUGAUGUGUGUUAACAUGGAUACAAAAAAGUUUGUUUGGAGAAUCGACUUUCCAGAACUGAGUUCAUGUUAUAAGAUAUACUUUAGAAGACUUGUUGUUUCAGCAAUUACAGAAGCUGGUGGACAUUUUAGACUUGCAAAAAAGUAUUGGAAUGACAAGUCAAAUAAUCAUUACAGAUCAAAAAAGUACAUUGCUCAUACUUUUCGAGAUUUAAUGCUUGCGAGGCAAUUAAUUCAUCAGCUCAAGAUUGUAGACUAUACGGAAGCAAAUGACAUUUAUUAUGAACUUUUGAAUAGACAAUUCGAAAAUGAAGACAUUUGGAAAACCUAUGAAAACGAAUAUUAUCCUAGAUAUCAACACUUGAAAGAGGAAAUCAAUGCAAUGACCAUGCAACCAAAAGACGUACAAUUUGACCUUUCUAAAAGGAAGGAGACUUCUCAACUCUUUCAAUAUUUACAACAAUUCAAAAAUGUUCAAGAAUUGUCAGAAAUGUUGAGAUUAUAUUUUUCGUUAGAGUCAACAUUUUUUACCUCGGACAAUGGAGUUCAAUAUUGGUACAUUAGAGGAAUUAAUGAUGAAACCCCAUUUUAUUCGGACGUUUCCAACGAGUGUUUUAAUGGAAUAAUUCUUUCCAGACUUUCCGAUGACAUGGAUUUCGAAAUGUUAUGCCUACCUUUGAGAAGAGUCAUACCAUCUGACAACCAUUAUUGUUAUCAAUUUAAGAGCAAUGAAGGAUGUUAUAUAUGGACUAUUGAGAGUAACGUGACACAUCACACGUUAAUUCUUGUUCAUUUAUUCUACAAUCCUAACGACUCAAAGUGGCAAAUUUGUAGCAAUAUGACAUACUCUGCAAAUGAAACUAUUUAUGGUGGUGAAAGUGAACAGCAUCUCUUGAGUGACUUGUUUUGGAGAGAAUUUGAACGACGAGGACUCAAGUUUCCAACACGAAAAGAUGUUACGCUUACUUUUGAAUGCAGUUCUAAUUACUCUCGAAGAAGAAACAAUCAUGCCUGUGUUGACGAUAAUUCUGUACAUUUCUUUAUCAUUUCUAUAACAGAAUUGCAUUCACAAUGCUUUGUAGAUUUAAAGUCGUUUAUUGAAGAAUGUCAUUUUGAAACGAAUAUUUCAUUCGAACCCAAGGUGAAAAGUCUUGCACACCUGAAAACAUUGGCGAUCCGAUUUAACCCGGUACUUUUCAAGGAGAUUGUGAUAUAUGGCACAAAAGAUGGACCUUUAUCGUAUGCCCUACCUCAAUAUGUGUUAUUAACAACAACCAUUAACACAAGCGGUGGAUCAAGUGACAAAUACAAAUCUCUCAUUUUGGAAAUUGCACGAACAAGCUUGGGUGUAGACGAAAAGACAUAUGAACGAAUUGGACAUUAUGUGGAAAAUGUCGUGCACAGUGAUUUUGUUCAUUAUUUAGCUACUUUGCAAACUAAUUGCUUCAGUUUAAUCAAAAUCUUGGUUACAUACUUUACAAAACAGCUCGACUCCUCGCAUAUGGAGAGUUCAAAGGCCAAAUCAUCAAGUUUUGUGACUGAAGUCAUGAAACACCUCAAAGACAACACACACGAGCAGUUUGUGACCAGAUUCAUGCUGGAGCUUUUUACCAAAGUUUUGAAACAGAGAAAGGAAAAUCAAAAUAUCGAUGUUGCUCAAAUAAUUUCUCGCUACUUGGUUUGCCAUGUGGAUGGAGACACCUUUUCCAAAGUUUAUUACUCCUUUUUCGAUUAG